AGUUUCCCUCCCAACCAGUAAGCGGCAGCAACGCAUUCAAAAGGUUUGGUUUGGGAACGGCGAGAGAGUGAGGACUGAGUGAGAGAAAGAAGUGGGGACUCGGAAGACCGGUAGCGGCGAUGGAUCUGAUGCAAGCGGGAUCCUCCCUCGACGCCCUCGUCUCCUCCUUCCACACCCGCAUCGUCGAACUGCAGGAGCUCGUCAUCGCCCGCAACAUGUAUCCCUCCACCAGCAUGCCCGAUCUGUCGGCGGUCGACGUGACCCUGAAGACGAUGGAGUCGCAGAUCCAGGCGAUCAAGGACCGACUACAAGAGGAGAGAAACGCUAUCCCUAAGGCCAAGAAACUCAUCGAUCUGUCCCAGCGGCAGCAAAGAAAGCUGCAGCACAUGCUCGCCCAUAUGCCGCCUUCGAUGCUUAAGAACCAAAGCCGAUCGGUUCAAAACCCCUCUUCGAGCUUGGUGCCUGAUGAUUCGGGUCCCGAUAUAUUGCACGAGCCUUGUCAUCUCAAGGAGGAGCCUGUUGCUAUGCUCAAGGGGAAGAAGGGUCCAUCUCCUGCACCGCGGUGGUAUAUUUCUGCCGAGGAAUUGGAUUCACUGUCUUCUUAUAUGAGGGGAAGGCUUACUUUGGACAAGGUCAAUAUUGCUAUCAAUGAGAUAGCUAUGUAUGCAGAAGCAAAUUCUCAUCUCGUCUCAUGCCCAAAGAAGAAGCUAGCUGAAGACACCUGGGAAAAAGCUCUUGAACUAAGAGACAUAGCAACAACUGAAGCAGUGAAAGGCAAGCACUUUUUCCUGGAAACAGACAUAAAAGGACCAGGACUGAAACUUGACAAUACGGGAAAAGCAAUUUUGACAGUCCUUCGCCAUCUCGGCCGUAUUCUUGAAGCUCGCAUCGGUCAUCACCGUGUGUUUAUCCUCUCAAAACCUCAUUGAUGCCUUUAUCAUUCAUGGAUAAACUUCCACAACUGCCUUCUUUAUGUCCUUCACAAAGUUGCUGGCAUUCAGAAUUCACGUGGGUCGUCAGUGCAUGUCAAUUCCUCGCUAUACCUCAGUGAUGGUUUCCUAUCUCAACUUGCAUUCAGAAAAAAUGAGUGAUCAAGCCAUUGAUCUCAUUGUUUUUCUAGUAGCUGAUUUCCCAGCAUGUUUAAGAUUGGCUAUGAUUUGCCUAAAGAUGUGAAUGGAGUGUCUAAUCUAUUUUCUAGAAUGAAUGGUCUUGAGAAUAUGGCUCCUAAUACAGCAA
Messenger RNA from Musa acuminata subsp. malaccensis (wild Malaysian banana), 1236 nucleotides. RefSeq names its product spindle and kinetochore-associated protein 1 homolog. Lineage: Eukaryota; Viridiplantae; Streptophyta; Magnoliopsida; Zingiberales; Musaceae. The record is from RefSeq and is a predicted model, not a curated record. Gene Ontology annotation, biological process: chromosome segregation; cell division; regulation of microtubule polymerization or depolymerization. Gene Ontology annotation, cellular component: spindle microtubule; mitotic spindle; outer kinetochore. Gene Ontology annotation, molecular function: microtubule binding.